GAAGCGGGGCUGCUGUCACAACGUGCCUCGGCUGUAGCCUUUAGCAAUGACUUCUAACAUUGCUCUACCUCGGUGACAGUAAAGUCAGUGUCUGUAUUGCUUAGUUAAAUACACUAUCGAGGGCAAUGGGGUUGCCGCAGAGCUCGUUUUUGUCGGACGGGGGAACCCACACUGGAUAUCAUGUCCACGGGGUUCAAGAGGACUCGCCAGCUCUGAGGGCUGGUCUGGAGCCCUUCUUUGACUUCAUUCUCUCCAUCGGGAAUACACGACUUAGUAAAGAAAGUGACUUGCUGAAAGAUCUUCUAAAAGCCAAUGUGGAGAAAGCAGUGAAACUUGAAGUGUACAACUCUAAAACACAGCGGGUGAAGGAACUGGAGGUGAUACCCAGUAACAUGUGGGGUGGUCAGGGUCUACUGGGCGCCAGCGUCCGCUUCUGCAGCUUCGAAGGAGCCAAUGAGAACGUUUGGCACGUCCUGGAUGUGGAAACCAAUUCUCCUGCAGCGUUGGCCGGCCUUAUUGCUCACGAUGACUUCAUUGUAGGAGCUGACCAGGUGUUGCAAGAUUCAGAGGAUUUCUUUUCUUUAAUUGAAGCCUGUGAGGGGAAACCUCUGAAGCUGCUGGUGUACAACACACAGACUGACCAAUGCAGAGAGGUAGUGGUGACUCCGAAUGGAGCAUGGGGAGGAGGGGGAAGCUUAGGCUGUGGCAUUGGCUAUGGCUACUUGCACAGAAUCCCAACUCGUGCAGCUCAGCCUCAAUCCACUGUGAUCGACAACAGUGAAGUGCUGGUUGCAAGCGACCACACUGAGGUGCCUUCCGUGGAUGCAUGUAGCCACUCUAUCGUCAGUGAAAUAGAUUUGAGUCAAAUCGAAGGAGCUGUGCAGGACAUGCGUGUGCCCUCGUCUACUCGGCCAGCUGUGGACUUGGAUAUUUCCAACAUACCCAAAGCAGUGACUCCAGACUUUUCAGACACGGUUUCCACCAGUGACAUGGGCCAGAGCUCCAUGUUUGCUAAUUAUGGAGACGACUCUGGGGAUCAGUGUAGCUUUGAUACCUCAUCUGUUGACCAAAGACCUUCAUCCCCAGAGAGGGAAGAGGAAUCAGACAUCCAGGAGUCUGAGCAGGAGGAUGUAAUUGACCGGAUCACUAACACUUCCCUGAGCAGAGAGACUGCAGAUGACCUCGCAGGCCUUGAAAUCACCACAGAGAACCCGAGUGACGCGAGUAUCCCAGAGGUGCAAAAUAGUAGUUCUGAGCCCUCAGGCUCAGUGAAUAUGAUGGAGGAAGAGACGGCUGAGCCUGCUGCCGCGUCAGACAGUUAGGAGGACCAGAGUAUAAGAAACCUGUUCAACUCAUAACUGAUGCUCGUUGCAUUAGAGGGGAUUUAGAGCACAUUAGGAUACAGAACGCUUCCUUUAUGAUUGUAAGUUGCAUCAAUGGAACUAUCUUUUCAUUUCCAAGAGUUUAUUUAUAUCCAGGUAGCAUUGCUGCAUGCUGAAUUGCACAUUUUAGAGAGAUGGUAUGUUGACAGGAAAGAAGGUUAAUACAAGAUGAAUGUACUCUUUAAUUUAGGCAAACUGUCUCAACAUCAAGCAGGAUGAAGCCUUAGUUGCUGUUUAAAAUCGUCGUAGUUUGCACUAAAACAACAAAGGUGAAUAAUAUAUGACUAUAAAGUCAUUUUUGUCUGGUUGCUCUCACCUGCUGAAGUAGUUUGAAACACUGUUAGAAAAAGAAAGUUUGAGCUGGAGUUCACACAGAUUCAUCAUGUGGUUUUAUUUGGGGUGGAGGUUUUUUAAUUUUUGAGUUUGAGAUGAGUACGUGUGAACAGAUUCUUUUAAUCUCAGGCAUUUAACAUUUAAGCCACUUUGCCUUGCGUCUCAUUUUAAAGAAUCUGCCUUUCUUAUGUGUAGGUUUGACUGUUGACUGGUGUAAAUGAGUGAGCCGUGUUUGAUGCAGCUCUCUCAUUGUUUUCUGUUUCUUCUCUUUAUACAGAUUUUAAUUAAAUUAUGUUUCUGAUUUUUAUGGAUGGACAAAACUAUUCAAUUAUUUAUAAAAAAUGGAUAUGCUCAAGAUUAACCUGCGGUAGUCUGAUUUAUUUAUUUUUACUCUGCUAGAUGUUUGCAUAAUUAGAAUGAUUAAGUCUCAGCUUUUAGUGUAGUUUAACCACUGAAGAGAGGAUAAAGCAACAGCUCAUACAUAUCGCAUAGUAGGAUAUAUAGACGUAUAUUCACUCUAUAAAAAUACAAAUAAAAGUUGAUGUUACUUCCUGCUUUGAGACAGCAGGUGUCAGCAAACACCUCAUUAUAGAUCCCGACCAGGAAAGCUUCAAUUUUCUGCCAUUGCAGCUUCAAAAUUGCUGUCAAAUUCUCAGUGGUCUGUAUCGUAUUAGGAAUAAUGAAUGGAGACAUGAAGCUGUACUAUGUUUCUGCAAAAAUCUCAUCUCCUCUAUGAACUCUUCAGGGAUCUGUUUGUCCGAUCUAUAGCAGAACAGAAGCAGCUUGCAUUAGUGAGGGAAACUUGACAGCACUGAUGCCUCACAGACCCGGUGACAUGAUGCAUCAUUUGUACCAUUCAUAUCUUCCAAUGCUGCAUAGGUUCAGCUUUGGCAAUACGUAUGUUACCUGCUGGAAAAGCCCUCUUCAAAAUGUAAUCGGAAGCAAAAAUAAUUCUGAAUUGGUAAUGAUGGUUCUCUUGUUCAUGAUGUAAAGACCUAUGUUUUCAUUUUAUUUAGCUUUUCUUUAUCUCACCCCCUGAGGAUGCUUGUGUUCUUACAUGCAUGCAGCACCAACCAUUAAUUAUAACAUACACACACAUUACAAAUCAUCCUCAAUAUCUCUAUUUGUAUCCUUUGUAAUUCUAUAUCAGAAUAACCAAAUAUUAGUGAGAUGCAGGAAAGCUACAGUAAUAGAGGGGGAAUACCCCUCAAUUAUUUAACGGGCCCCUCCUCAGUUGGAAGAUGGAGGGGGGAGGGGGGGGAUGGGCAUUAAAGGAGAGAAGACUGUGUGGGAAGAAAGGCGAGAGGGAGAUGCGUUUGUCUUCAUCCAGCAGAGUGAGUGGUGUUCUUAUGAAGCCUUCCUCUGAAACACCUGUAUGUGUGUCAAACGCAGGACUAUAUUUCUGAGAUGAAUAUGUGAGCAGCUCAGUAGCUGUAACUCUGCCUACACACUGACAUGUAAUAGUAGCAAUGAAAAAUAAUGCCUCAAGCUUCUCAAAUCAACAGUACACAGCUUUUUCUUCUUUUUUUUACGCUGUUUCAUUGCAUUGCCUCCAUGUUAUAUUUGCAACGUGAAGAUAGCUUUAUUUGAGGAAGCAGCCUGAGGCAAAAGCCAGCAGCUGUGUGCCGGGGGAAGUCGAGAGGUGAAGUAUAAAGGGGCCCACCUCUGGAGGAACAUGCUUCGCCUUCAUUUUCUCCCUUUUCUGCGACUGUUUCAAAGGACACUGUGACGCAGAUGAACCCACUUGUCAGCUGAGCUUUAUCUCAACCCCUGAGAGGCUCGGCUCACAGGCACCGGAAUAGUGCCCGAUGCCUCAGCCCGUCGUUACAGCAUGACGAAUUGUGAAGAGAAAUAACUAGGAGAAAGAAGGGAGGGGGGUGCAUGGAUGGAGGGAAAUGAUGAGGUAUAGAGAGAGAAAAAACGAGCGAAUAAUUGUUUCUACCACAGUGGACACGCGUCUCCACUUAAAAGGACAUCUUGCCUUUUUAUCCUCUGACUGAUGUGAAUAUGCAGGGUUGACACUUGAAACGGUUAAAUUGGCAUACUCAAGUGAAAUUAUAUUAAAUAUGGCAAUUCACAGACCCCGUAAACAGCCAUUUGCUGGUUCAUAUAUGUGGGCACAAAGCCCCACCACACUUACAAACUUCUAUUUUCUGUUUAUGCCACAGUCCCACCCUAAUUACAGAUAUUUUCAUGCAAUGUAGCCUAUAUUUGGAAGUGCUGGCAGCUGUAUUUUAAUACAAAUGCCAUGCAGUGUUCCUCACAGUGUGCACAGCAGAGCCUGGGAAUAAUCUCUGUGACUGCCGUCUAUUGCACCACCAAUGUUCAGGUCGUUAUAUUAAUUUAUGCAUGGGGGACUAUAAUUCUGUGGAGCCUGAAUAUAUUAGGUUGUUUUCAUCUCCUACAGUCAUUAUCAGCUGGCUAUAUGUUGGCUGCUAUUUGUGCAGAAAGCAGUAACAACUGGCCAAUUAUGGUUUUUUUUCUGAUGAGGACACUCAGGAAAACACUAUUGAUGAAGUACAGCUGAGGCUGAUGAGAAUUCCAUUGGUUUUGCAAGUAUUAGGUCAUAAAACAAAGUAUUUGACAAAAUUGAGAUCUGAUGAUUGCACUCCAUGAAAAGUUAGGGGAUCAACUCGGUUAUUACUCUUCAUCCACAGCUGGACACGAAUGUACCGAAUUUCAUGGCAACCCAUCCAACAGUUGUCGAGACAUUUCAAUCAAAACCACAGACUUCAACAUCAUGAUGGCUAAAUAUAGGAUACAUUGUCUGGGAACCAUUAACAUCUAUAAAAACUAUUGUCUAUCCAUUAGUUAGAUAUUGACAUUUCCACUGGAUAAGAUUAGCUUUUGACCUGUUGCUGGAGCUAGAUGUGAGUCAGGGAAUCAAAGUCAAUAGGAUUCAUCCUCUGGGCACCAUGGGUGUGUGUAAAAUAUUUAAUGUCAAUCCAUCCAAUAGUCGUUGAGGUAUUUCAGUCUGGAAAGUGGUGGACCGACUAACCAACCUUUCCAUCCCAUGUGUGGUUAAAUAGACUUCCAAAAACAUCCAGUAUGAUUAUUUUAUCUAAAAGCAGCUGUCUCGCAAUUCUCAGCUGCAUCCCCGUCUGUGAUUGUUGUCACCUCUCACUCCCUAACACAUUUCCCCUGCCUUAAGCAGCAACAUUGCUAAAAGUAAAUCUUAAAUCUUGUACAAUUUGUGCUGGUUUCCUGGUGACAACAGAUCAAGAGAUAAAGCAAAUAGGAUGCAGCAGCCAAUAAGGCGGUUAGGAGGGUACCCUGCUUUAUUUCAAAUACUAAUUGCCAUUCAGUAGGGGUGAGGAUCAGGCCACACAAGACAGCACACAUUGUUCUACUGUCAGGAUGACCCUGCUGAUGUCAAAUCUGCCCCCAUCUGCUACUGUGGCUCCAAGUGUCUUAACCCAAAAAUAAUGACUUCACUAUUAUGCAUGCCAUAUUUUUGUCACUGCUUUAAAAACCACCACGGUGUGCAAUUUGUCAAAAUCAAGUUGCUUCUUCAAUUAUCAUCCAAUGUCUUUCAGAUGCUUUUCUUAAAGCUGGGGUAGGCAGUUUACUUUUGAAAUCAUUCUGAAAAAAAAUUCUGAAAAUGCAACCCUUAUCGUGCAGCUUUCCUCCAGCUGUGACGCCACUCACACCAGACGAACGUGGGGAUAUGCACACGCUUCAUACAGUAACCCGUACGGGUACUAGUAGUCCGUCAUGUCAAACAUCAUCCCGAUCGUGAUUGUGAUCCUGAUGCCCUUAUAUGGUGGCAAUUGAGAAUUACCACCCUGUUUUCUUUGCAAACGUGUGGGCCUGUAAAGCCAUUUGAGAUGACAUACUGCGAUUCAAGAUUUCAGUGAGCUGCAAUAUCAUCAGUUGGGGCUGCACAGCUCGGCUACAGUUAGCUGAAGGCUAAACUAUUUGAGGGUUGGAGAGAAAAUGUUGCUAAUAGUUUACCCUUCUGCUAAACGUAGCCGUUAGCUGCCGUAAGCUAGCCGCACCCGUGAACCUUUAAGAAAAUGAGAAAUAUUGCUCCUUUAUUACCAUUGCAGGACUGCUACUUUCAUCCUGGCAGAGCAAAAACUACAAAUAAACGGUUUUGUUUUGACAACUUUUCCUACCAAGUGCUCAAAAAAUAUAAAGCAGCUGCAGUUUCGUCGAGCUGGCAGACGUUUUUUUACUCCGAAUUUUCUCACUUUUUUCUCUCCCUGAUCAGGAAGCCCUUUUGUUCUGUUGAGAGGCAGAUGAGACAGCGGGGUAAAGGUUUGGCUCAGCCUCUCAUAGUGAAUAUGAGUGGAUGGGGGAACACAACUCGGUACGUUCCCUUCUGUUCUUCUGUGUCUGUGACACAUUGGAUGUGACAUCGCCACCACUACCCAGGCUUGGUUUUGACCCGAUAGGGAGCUGUCUCUUGGUGUUAACCAUCAACCCACGGGGAAAUGCAUGCUUGGCUUUGGCCCUCCUCCGUCAUCAUAUAGGAACAUGCGCACAAUGUUGCAUGCAAUUCGCUAAAGGAAAAAUAUUGUUUGGGAUUAGCCUGACUCUCAGAAACACUGGGGUAAUGUUUUUGUCAUCUGGAAACGAUUAGUGUCAUUGUUAGGCGAGGAUUUGAAACUGUAGCACGACACAGUGUAGGUGGUUUGCAGUUUACAAACAACGCAGCUGCAGACAUAUUAUUAUGCUCUCUUAUUUCCAAAAAUCCUAGUUGUGAUGUCAGCGUUCCACAGCACAUCCAACCAAAUCAAUUCUUCAUAAUGGCAAUAUCAUGUUCACAAUGCAUUCUGGGCCCGAUUGUCCUUUGUUGAUGAAUAAAAACCUCAGUCACAUGAUUUAUCAUCCACUUACACAAACAGCCCCAGCUCACUUAUUUCCAAUUGUGGCUCCUUCAAUCAUCCUUGGCUCUGCUCUGCAUGUGCAUGUGUUCAUAAACAGAUGAUGAUGUCUGAAUUUGACAGCGCAAUGUGUGCAGCUUGCGUCACUGUCGGGCCAGAAAAGGCACUGAUCUACCUGAUGAUAGGUCUGAAGAGGUGUGUUUCUGCAGGGUGGUGCUGUCCGUGUGGUGGAGGGGAAUGAACUGCGUCUGCUUUUCAGAGCAAAAUGGAGGCACCGUCUCGUGGGAAGAGAGGGAGACGGGGAUACAAAAAACAGAUUAAAAAUGUAAAACAUUAUUUAGUCGAGCUGUUGGACGUGUGCAAGUACGUCAAUACUCUUAAUUCGUUUGAGCAUUGUAUCUAAGUAUAUGGCACCAUAACUGAAAAUAUGUGAUUUUGAUGGAUACUCUAACAAGAUUUUCUGCUCUGUUCAGUCAGCUACACAGGAUCAAAAAGCAGAAUAUAUCAACAAAAAACAAUUCUGAGUGAUAAAUAACUAAUGUGAAUAUCUGUAGGCAAGCGAUGCUUAUGUAAGCAUCUAAAGGUUGAUAGAGGUAGCUUUUGCUGCGGCUCUGUGCACACAUUAUUAUGACAAAACCUGAGCCCCCAGACAUGGAGAGUCUUAACAAUCAGGCAGAGUUGGUAGGGGAUGAAAAUUGCAGGGAAGCACACAAGAGAGCCAAUGAAAACAAUGACCACAAUGACAGUAACUCGGUGGAAAAUGUUGUGUGUGUGGGUGAAAUAUGCAAUGCAUGUGUAUUAAAGUGAAAAAGUGCUGUUAUCAGGUCAGGCCAGAACCACAUUCACCAACAACAGCUGAGCUGCACAAACACCUCCCUUUGAGAAUGCCUUUUUUCUGUAAUUACUUUGCAGAGCGUGACGGGAAAGAAAAUGGCCACUGUGCUUUUCUCCUGCUGUGUGAAAGCCUUACGCUCCUCUUCUUCCUGCUUUUAAAUAGUUAAGAGCUCUCCAAUUCUGCCUUCAUCCACAUUACUAAUGCACCCUUAAAAGCUCCAUGAAAUCAGGGGCCAUUUGUUACGCAACCCAUUAAAUUAAUAUUAGAGUUUACGUGAACAGCCAUCAGUUGAAGUUAGCAAUGUAUCAUAAUUAUAGUAAUUCUAUGAAUGGGCAGGCGUCGCAUUGGCAGAUUGGCAUAAUUCAGCUUUGUGUGUCUAUAGGGACAAGAGGAGGUGAUGUCUGUCUUUGUACAAAGCCAACACAUGAAAUGAAGACUAUAUUUACAGAGUGAGAGGCAAACAGAGAAUGGCAGGUGGGUCCAGGCCACCGCCUCCACCUGUGGCUGCAAUUACUGUGAUAAAUGAAGAUCAGAACACUCAGGUGACUCAGGCUGAGCCGGCUGAUCACUCAUCUGGUGGUGAGUCAUCAGCGGCUCCUACUGUCAACACCUGCCCAUCACAUUCAAGAGUUGGAGAGCGCAUUGAGUGUGUGCAUGCAUCUGGAUGUGUGUUUGUGUGCGUGCAUGUGUGUGUGUGUUUGUGGAGGGGCUUUCAAAGUGCUGAUGGCAACUUUCCACUGUGGUCAUCUCGCGUCCUCUGACAAUGUGACUGGGUCUCUUCAGUGUUCCAGCUCUGCCGGCAGACACACGUGUCACACAAGCAUGUAGAUGAAGGCACAAGGCACGAGAAGGAGUGCCUCACUGAUGCAGAUGGUAAUUUCUCCUCAGUACAUUGUGUUCCCUGCAUGCACUUCACCUCUGUGGACAAGGCAUUAUCACAUAUGAUACAGUUGUAAUAACGGCAAAGAGGUUAAUUAAUGUCUUCGCAUUAACCAAGUCGCUCUCUGUCAUAUUAAUUAGUCUUAGGAAAGUUGCAUAAGCACAUCUUGAUUAUGUAAAACUAAAAAAGAAAAAAAGUAUGUGUGUUUGAUUCGAGUAGUUUCCAUUAAGUGCAGCUUUCCAGUGCAAAAGCACUAUAAUAAUACUAUUUUUCUCGUGGAAACUGUUUUUUUAUAUCUCCAACAGACCAACACGUGUGGUUUAAUUGAUUGCAUUGUCUCUGUCCCUAUGGCAACUGGAAAUCACAUGAAGGAGAUAAUUACAGGGUGCUGCAAAAUGUCUGAACAUUCAUGAGAUUGUCUCUUUCUUACCUCAUAUUGAUUUUGCAAUUGAUUUUUGAGGGACCAGCUAUACAAAGAUUUAGCUUCUAAGUGCUCAGUGUUCUUAAAUGUCGCUGGGGUAAAAGGCAGGGUUGAAUUUAAAGGUGUCCUGCUGUGCAGGGAGCUAAGGUUCAAAGGUUGUUGUUUCUUUCCACGUAGCACCAUAAUGUAGCUCAUCGUGUAGGCGUCACUCCACCAAUGUGGCCUGAAGUUAACAAGCUGGCAGCUGCUGAUUCUUCUCAUCCUUUCCAUUGCCAUUUCCCCAGCCCCUAGAUUCCCAUCGUGACAUUUCAGGCAGCAUGCAACUGCAGUAAGAGAUGUGGAGAGAAAAUCUCCACUCGUGUUCAGCUUUUAAUGUACGUAUAAUCUUCUGCUGCAGUCACAGCUAUACGUGAUAUGUUCAUACCUCUGGCAGACACCAUCUGUUUGAUUUGAGAAUAUAUUGAGACAGUGUGGUACACAACAAAUUUACAUUUAAAAAAAUAAGGAGUGAAUUAAGAAAAAUCAGCGUUCCUCUGUCUUGGAGCUUCAGAAGAUCCUUUUAUUCUUUCUUCAAAAAUAACAAAUCUGUUAAAUUAUCCCUAUAUGUAAAUUCAGAGAUCACAGUUAAAGUAACAUAUCAUCAAAAUGCAGCUUUCAAGCUUGACCCCACAAAAACAUGAAUAAUGGAUACACGUAGUGUAUAACCCGCAACACAGUAUCCAACUUUAUGUGCUGCUUUAUUAAAAAUACAUAGUGUUACAUUACUAAUCCCAUCCGUGACCACAUUUGUGGUGACCUCUCCUUCCCCUCGCUGCUGAUCCCUUGAUAACCUCUAAGAACUGCAAGCACUCAAUUGAUCGAAAAGGCAAAGUAGGAUCUAUGCAGUAAGUAAUGGCCUCUGGCAGUUUGCUGUCUUACGUCUGCAUGUUCCUCAGCAGUGGGGCGAUUUUGGUUAAGAAGUGAACAGGAUGAGGAUGCAUCAAACCGUAUGAGAUUAUAAAUGGAGCAUGAGCAGCUGGAUGUGGACUCAGGGGUCUCGAAAGCUUCCAAAAGGGUGUGCAAGAAACUCAACAUUGAUGUGUGACUGCUGAAUAAAAAAUACAAAACCCUAGCUUUUUUCCCAGUGUCUUAUCUUAUGACUUCCUUCUUGGGAAAUUGUUUAACUUAAGUCUAUUUUGAGUUUGUUUCUAUACAAAGAGUUAGAUGAGAAUAAUGCUACCACGCUCGUAUCUAAACGCUAAAGGGCUGGCUAAGCAGGUUAGCUUAAUUUAGCACAAAGGCUGGAAACAGCUAAAGUAGCUGUGACAUAGUGAGCUAGCAUUGUCCAAGUAUCUUUUUGAUAUAUGUCUCAAAAGAAAUUGUUCAAUUUUUUUUGUUGCCAAUACUUUAACGAGAAGAUCAACAUUAGUCUCAUCUGUGGCCAGCAACCCGUUAGCUUAGCUUAGCAUAAUGACUGGAAACAGGGGGAAACAGCUACUGUAGGCUGGCUCUGAAAGUAACACAAUCUGCCUACCAGCACCUCUGAAGCUCAUUUAAUGACAUAUUGUCUGUUAAAUCUGUAAAACCACAAUUUGUGCA
Molecule: messenger RNA, 10258 nt
Organism: Anarrhichthys ocellatus (wolf-eel)
Lineage: Eukaryota; Metazoa; Chordata; Actinopteri; Perciformes; Anarhichadidae
Product: Golgi reassembly-stacking protein 1-like
Exons: 9
Coding region: 126-1322 (398 amino acids)
Biological process (GO): Golgi organization
Cellular component (GO): Golgi apparatus
Molecular function (GO): protein binding
Source: RefSeq, a predicted model, not a curated record